Momordica charantia (bitter melon) is the source of this 1459-nucleotide messenger RNA. Its product is annotated as PTI1-like tyrosine-protein kinase At3g15890. Gene Ontology annotation, biological process: protein phosphorylation. The record is from RefSeq and is a predicted model, not a curated record. Gene Ontology annotation, molecular function: protein kinase activity; ATP binding. Lineage: Eukaryota; Viridiplantae; Streptophyta; Magnoliopsida; Cucurbitales; Cucurbitaceae.
AGAAAUUAUAUGUUUGAAUGUUCAAAAUUCGCCCUUUCUUGCGAACUUGGAUGUUUUAUUAGGAAACCCACUUUCCCUGCCAGCUUAGUUUCUUUGCCUUUCUAUUUUUCUGUUUGUAGAAAUAUGGUUUGGAGCUGCUUCGGUUGCAUUGGAAGCCAGCAAAAUAAACCAGAGAUCAGUUUCAGAGACAACAAGGAUUAUCCAUGGGAAAUCUACACUCUCAAGGAGCUGCUUCAAGCCACAAAUAACUUCAGCAAAGAGAACAAAAUUGGCGAGGGAGGAUUUGGAAGUGUUUAUUGGGGUCGAACAAGCAAAGGCGUUGAGAUAGCAGUGAAACGACUUAAGGCGAUGACUGCAAAGGCGGAGAUGGAGUUUGCAGUUGAAGUGGAGAUUCUGGCUAGGGUUAGACAUGAAAAUCUGUUGGGUUUGAGGGGAUUCUACGCUGGUGGAGAUGAAAGACUUAUUGUAUAUGAUUAUAUGCCAAACCAUAGCUUACUUUCCCAUUUGCAUGGCCAAUUAACUAACCAACUUCUGUUAGAUUGGCAACGAAGAGUGAACAUAGCCAUCGGGGCGGCCGAAGGUUUAUCGUACUUGCAUCACGAGGCUAGACCUCACAUAAUACACAGAGAUAUAAAGGCAAGUAAUGUUCUCUUGGACUCGGAUUUCGAAGCAAAAGUUGCAGAUUUUGGUUUUGCAAAGCUUAUACCCGAUGGGGUCUCUCAUUUAACCACAAGGGUUAAAGGGACUUUAGGUUAUUUGGCUCCCGAAUAUGCCAUGUGGGGAAAGGUUGCUGAAAGCUGCGAUGUGUACAGCUUUGGGAUUUUACUGAUAGAGAUUGUUAGUGCUCGAAAGCCACUGGAAAAGCUUCCAAAUGGCACAAAACGGGACAUUGUUCAGUGGGUCACUCCAUAUGCUCAAAAGGGAGAUUUUGAUCACAUCGUGGAUCCACGUUUGAAGGAAAACUACAACAUUGAAGAGCUGAAAUCUAUUGUGAGUAUUGCCUUGAGAUGCACUGAUGGGAAUGCUGAGAGUCGGCCGAGCAUGAAAGAAGUGGUUGCUUGGCUUAAAGAUGGCCUGAGGAGCAACAAAAAGAAUAAUAAUAUGGCUGAUCAUGAGAAAAUUAAUGAAGAAGAUGAAGAAAAUGAUGUGAAUGACACAGAUUAUGAGGAGCUUGGGAAACACCAAUUUGAUGGUGAAACUUGGGAUGAAUCCAAGUGGAGGUGAAAAUAUUUGAGAUUGAUUUUAAUUUCAACUACUUUUGGUAAAUUUUUAGAGUUGGGUUUUUCAAGUGUAAGAGUAUUUUGUAUUUAUAUAAGUGAUGUAAUUAAUUAAUGGAAAUGGAUGGAAAAAAGGAAAAAGAAAAAAGAGGACAAAUUUGACUUGGUGUUUUCUUUUUUUAUGUACAAAUGGAUGGCGUUAUAAGGGUACUUUUCAUGCACCCAUCAUCUCCAUUUUAUUA